UUCUGGGUUUCUCGCACAUGCGCAUUAUGACAGACUAGGUAAAUUCAAAAUGGCGGACGAUGUUYAACGAGCAUGUGAAUUUGCGCUUGGAAAAUUAGGUUUUGAAGAUGGUUUUCAGUUAAAUUAACUCCGAAAAUAUCUAUUGGAUAUCAAUACAAUUUCCAUUACAAAACCGACAACACUUUGAAAAAUCCGGCCCUACAGGCUUUUUUAGUGUACUUAAUUCGAGACGCCAUCUUGUUUAUUUUCCCUAGUACUGUAAUUUUUACUUUAGGUAUCUUCCUUUGUUCUCGAGAACCAAUCACAGCACAGGAAAUAUUGGAGUUUUCCAGAGCCCAAUUAUUUCGUCGAGCAUGCGCAGUAAGAAAUAAGGGCUCUGGGUACGAGAUUGGACUUUGAAUUCUAUCCCACUAUCCAAUAAUGCAACACGUCCUGACAUAAACGAUCCGCACUGCGCUGUAAACAAGAUGCCUUACGAAAACUCAAAGCCCGAAGAAGCUGAAAUCACGAUUCUUCACGUUGUUGGCUCACCAGAUUCUCUGUUUUAUUUCAAACUCUGUAUCUACUAUGCUAGCUCGUGCAAGGAGUUUGAUAAACAUGUUAGUUUUCGCUAUGCUGUGAUCCAUCCUGAUGGACUGUGGAGUUUCCCUGAUAGUCUUGAGGAUCUUGGUCCUAAUGGAAUACUGCCUCUUGAUGAAGCGAUGGCCAACAUCUCCAAGAUAAAGCCUGACGUUUUAAUGCAUCAUUUGUUUUGUAAGAGAGGAACUUCCGAAUACAGAGGUAUCCUAGAGAGACUUAAUUUCCCCAUGAUUGGCUCAAGUGCCCAGGUCGCCUCCAUCUGUCAGAGCAAAUCACAGACAAGAAAUGUUCUUCAAAAACAUGGUAUCAGAGUUCCAGAAGGUCGAAUAGUCAGUAAAGAUGAUGAUAUUGAUAUUUUGAUGGAUAUUAUUCCACUUCCAUGGGUAGUUAAGCCAGACGGUGCUGAAGAUUCUGUAGGUGUAUCUUUGGUCAGAACAACAGACCAGCUUGAUGGAGCUCUGGAAGAAGCUUAUAAACAUGACAACAUUGCAGUUGUGGAAAGGUUUAUUGCUGGUCGAGAAGUCAGAGUUGCGGUUUUAUCCGAUCAUGAGUCAAAUCUUAAAGUACUUCCACUAUUAGAAUACGUAAAUAUAAAAAAAGACGAAAUAAGAUCUUUUGAAGCCAAGCUUGAUGUUGACGAAAAAGGACUGCCAAUCGGUAAAGCUGCUUGCAGUAAACCUGUGUUUUUAGAUGAAGAGAAAGAACCUGAUCUUGUUCGAAAUCUUUCUGAAUGUGCAAAAAGUGCUUUUCGUGCUUUACAGCUGAGAGACUUUGGACUUUUUGACAUGAGGGUAGAUGACGACGGAAUACCCUGGAUACUGGAAGCAAAUCUGUUCUGUAGUUUUGGACCAAAAAGUGUAAUGAUGGGUAUGGCAAAACACGCUGGAAUCUCAUGUGACCAGUCCCUGAGCCAAAUGGUACAAAACGCUUUAGCAAGAAAUCAUUCUGUCGCAGUUUAAAAAAAAACAUUAUAUUUGCAUACUGGAAUGUUUGGUUAAGAAAAAACAUAGAAACAAAUCCAAAUUGGCAAAUCGUUGUGUGUUCUUUUUUUGUCUGUUUUUAUUUCCACUACAAAGAUUAGAAGAACUCUAUAAUCUUUCCACAGUCCCUCGUGCUCUCUCACGUAACCAGACAGGGUUCCCAAUACCCCAAUUUUUUUUUAAUUAUUAUUUUUUGGUUUCAACAAUUCCCCCUUCUGGAUUUACGAUUGUUUAGAAAAAUCCUCAACAACCAACAUGUAACAAUGUUCUUUAAACGCAAGCUAUGAUACUGGUUGAAACGAAUGAUCUAACGAAGUUUAACGUAAUAUACCACAACGUCUACUAUCGCUAUGUCCAUUCACAACUUUGACCAGGCUAUCUCGUCCCGCGUAAACUGCUUCUAUCGGUCCGACAUUCUAGUUGUGCCUUGAAGCGUCUACUUGAUGAAAAACACGACGUCUCCUACCUUUAUUUUCGC
This is a messenger RNA of Actinia tenebrosa (Australian red waratah sea anemone), 2037 nucleotides long. RefSeq lists its product as uncharacterized. Lineage: Eukaryota; Metazoa; Cnidaria; Anthozoa; Actiniaria; Actiniidae. Gene Ontology annotation, molecular function: D-alanine-D-alanine ligase activity; ATP binding; metal ion binding. The record is from RefSeq and is a predicted model, not a curated record.